Cajanus cajan (pigeon pea) is the source of this 1425-nucleotide messenger RNA. Lineage: Eukaryota; Viridiplantae; Streptophyta; Magnoliopsida; Fabales; Fabaceae. The record is from RefSeq and is a predicted model, not a curated record.
AUGGGUGCAUCAAAAGUCAAAUGUCGGACCGACUCCAAAGUGGUGGCCGAGCAAGUUGGUGGAAGCUUCCAAGUAAAGGAUCACAGCAUGAUGAAGUACUAUCACGCUUAUCAAAAAAUAAAAGCGGGUUUUCAGGAGGUGUCGGUCAAGCACAUCCCACGCGAAGACAAUGCCCGUGCCGACCAGUUGGCUUGGCUGGCCGCGACCAAAAAACCGGGGCAUUUGAGAACGAUAAUCCAACAAGAGAUCGACCGCCCUAGUGUCGAUGCAGAAGUGGUGGCAAAUGUCAAUGCCGACUGCGCCAAUCAGGACGAUUCCCAAGACUGGCGAGCCGAAAUCAAAGAGUUCCUCGUAAGUGGAAACACGCCGACCGAUCCGUCCGAAGCCAAACAACUAAGAACCCAAGCCGGCAGAUACGUUGUCAUCGCCGACCAGCUGUACAAACGCGGUUUCUCUACCCCGUUACUCAAGUGCCUCAACUCCGCCGAGGCUGAUUAUGUGACGAGAGAAGUGCACGAGGGUAUAUGUGGACUGCAUUCAGGAGCGAGGACAACCGUUUCCAAACUCCUACGAGCCGGAUACUAUUGGCCGACCAUGAACACCGACUGCGCAGGGUUUGGACAAUGCAAGUUCCUCAUCGUCGCCGUGGAUCUAUUCACUAAAUGGAUCGAGGCCGAGCCCUUGGCAUGCAUCUCGGCUCAGCAAGUUCAGAAAUUUCUAUGGAGAAACAUCAUUACCCGAUUCGGUGUCCCACACACCCUGGUGACCGACAACGGCCUUCAAUUCACCGACCGAAAACUCAACGAGUUCCUUAUUGGCUUGGGAGUACAACACAGGGUCACAUCAGUCGAGCACCCACAAACCAACGGUCAGGCCGAGUCGGCCAAUAAAGUCAUCUUGGCAGAGCUGAAGAAACGCCUUAGAGAGGCAAAGGGAGCAUGGGCCGAGCAGUUACCCGAGGUGCUAUGGGCAUACCGAUGCACGCCCCAGUCGACUACCCAAGAAACCCCCUUUCGCCUAGUCUACGGAUCCGACGCGAUGAUCCUAGUGGAAAUCGGGGAAUCAUCGUUCCGCCGAAUCCACUUUGACGAGGCAAGCAAUGAAGCCGAACUCCGAACGAACCUGGACGUAAUACCAGAAAUUCGCGAUCGAGCACUAGUCGUGGCCGAGGCCACCAAGCAACGCUACAAACGAAGGUUCGACAGCAAAGUAAAGCCAAGAGAAUUCCGGGAAGGAGACCUCGUUUGGAGAGCUACAGGAGAGGCGAGAAAGGAUCCGAGACAAGGGAAGUUCGCCCCGAAUUGGGACGGACCAUACCGCAUCCGACAUAACUUAAACAACGGAGCGUACAAGCUGGAGUACUUAUCAGGAGAACCGAUUCCUAGAACUUGGAACGCCUCACAUUUAAAAGUGUAUUAUAGUUGA